Messenger RNA from Solanum dulcamara, 4266 nucleotides. RefSeq names its product protein GIGANTEA-like. Bases 406 to 3912 code for a protein of 1168 amino acids. The transcript is spliced from 15 exons. Gene Ontology annotation, biological process: regulation of long-day photoperiodism, flowering; response to stress; regulation of circadian rhythm. Gene Ontology annotation, cellular component: nucleus. Lineage: Eukaryota; Viridiplantae; Streptophyta; Magnoliopsida; Solanales; Solanaceae. The record is from RefSeq and is a predicted model, not a curated record.
GGAGAGCUCAGCUAAAGAUCUCUCUCUUCUUUAUGUAUCUUUCUCUCUCUUCACAUUCAUUUCCUUUCUCUCUCUACUUUUUCCUCCAACCAAAAGCUCUGAAACAAUCUUCCUCAAAUUUCACCUUCCAAUUUCAGGACAAAUAGCCCUAGGUCGUAGUUAAUAUCUGCUUAUUAUUUAAUUAGGGAAUUUACAUUCCCAUAACCUGCAUAUUAUUUCAGAGAUACCUUGAAGAUCUGAGGUGGUUUUGCUUGUUAGAGGUUGUGGACAAUUCUUUGCUAGGAUCCUAGAUGUUGAAAUUACAAUCUGUGGAUCCUAGAUUGGUGGUGGUUGUAGUGGUACUUGAUGGCCUAACUUGUGAGCAUCCUCUCAUAUCGAUAAAAUUCUUGGAUUGACAGCAGUGAUAUGGCCGCUACAUGCGAGAGGUGGAUUGAUGGCCUUCAAUACUCCUCAAUAUUUUGGCCUCCCCCUCAAGAUACACAACAACGGAAGGCUCAAAUUACUGCCUAUGUUGAGUACUUUGGUCAGUUCACAUCAGAACAAUUUCCUGAAGAUAUAGCUGAGCUGAUACGGAACCGAUAUCCAUCCAAGGAAAACCGACUUUUUGAUGAUGUUUUAGCGACUUUUGUUCUUCACCACCCAGAGCAUGGGCAUACUGUAAUUCUUCCAAUUAUUUCAUGCAUCAUCGAUGGCACACUGGACUAUGAUAAAAGUUGUCCUCCUUUCGCUUCUUUUAUAUCAUUGGUUUGCCCAAGCAGUGAGAAGGAAUAUUCAGAACAGUGGGCUCUUGCAUGUGGAGAGAUUCUACGAAUUUUGACACAUUACAACCGUCCGAUCUACAAAGUUGUGCAACAGGGUGGCGAAGCAGAGAGAAGCAGCCUAGGAAUCCAUGCUUCAACAAGUAAAUCUGCUGAUAUCGAACCUAGUAUGCCUUCAGUGCAUCAUGAGAGGAAAACGCUGAGGCCGUUGUCUCCAUGGAUUACUGAUAUACUGCUCGCCGCACCUCUAGGUAUUAGAAGUGAUUACUUCCGUUGGUGUGGUGGUGUUAUGGGAAAGUAUGCUGCUGGAGAACUAAAGCCACCAUCAACUGCUUCUUCUCGUGGCUCUGGAAAGCAUCCUCAGUUAAUCCCUUCAACUCCAAGGUGGGCAGUUGCCAAUGGUGCUGGUGUUAUUUUAAGUGUUUGUGAUGAAGAAGUUGCUCGUUAUGAGACUGCUACCUUGACUGCAGCUGCCGUCCCUGCUCUUCUGCUUCCACCUCCUACAACACCUAUGGAUGAGCAUCUUGUUGCAGGGCUACCAGCACUUGAGCCGUAUGCACGAUUGUUCCAUCGAUACUAUGCAAUUGCUACUCCAAGUGCCACCCAGAGGCUUCUUCUUGGUCUUCUAGAAGCUCCACCAUCCUGGGCUCCAGAUGCACUUGAUGCUGCUGUUCAGCUAGUGGAACUUCUUCGAGCAGCUGAAGAUUAUGCUUCUGGCUUGCGGCUUCCUAGGAAUUGGAUGCAUUUGCAUUUCUUGCGUGCAAUUGGAAUUGCCAUGUCCAUGAGAGCAGGCAUUGCUGCGGAUGCUGCAGCUGCUUUACUUUUCCGAGUACUUUCACAACCUGCUCUGCUCUUUCCUCCAUUAAGGCAAGUUGAAGGAAUUGAAGUUCCACACGAACCACUGGGUGACUCUAUUACAUGCAAUAAAAAGCAGAGACAAGUGCCUUUAGCAGAAGCCACAGUUGAAGCCACUGCGCAAGGGAUUGCAUCAAUGCUUUGUGCACAUGGCCCUGAGGUUGAAUGGAGAAUAUGUACCAUAUGGGAAGCUGCUUAUGGUUUGAUUCCUUUGAGUUCAUCAGCUGUUGAUCUACCUGAAAUUAUAGUUGCCACCCCGCUGCAACCACCUGUUUUAUCAUGGAACCUGUUUAUACCACUACUAAAGGUUCUUGAGUAUCUACCACGUGGGAGUCCAUCCGAAACUUGUCUCAUGAAAAUAUUUGUGGCCACAGUGGAAGCAAUUCUACAGAGAACGUUCCCAUCUGAGUCCUCCAGAGAGGAAAUCAGAAGAAACAGAUACAUCUUUGGAUCUGCCUCCAAAAACCUUGCUGUGGCAGAAUUGCGAACAAUGGUUCAUUCAUUGUUCUUGGAGUCGUGCGCUUCUGUAGAGCUUGCUUCUCGGCUUCUUUUUGUUGUGUUAACUGUAUGCGUCACUCAUGAAGCAAAAACAAAUGGGAGCAGAAGGCCUGUAGGUGAAGAUUCUCACCAACCUAGUGAAAUGGGUUCAGACUCGCUGGAAGCCUCUGGAAAGCAGAAAGAAAAAGGAACCAAGAAAGUGAAAAAACAAGGGCCUGUUUCAGCGUUUGAUUCUUAUGUUCUUGCUGCUGUCUGUGCUCUUUCAUGUGAACUUCAACUCUUUCCUUUGCUUUCAAGAGGGAGUAAUUAUUCGGAUCCAAAAUCCAUCCUGGAUACUGCAAAGCAUGCAAAUGAUUCGUCUAUGGAGUUAAAAAGUGGGAUUCAUUCUGCUGUCUGUCACACUCGGAGGAUAUUGACAAUUCUGGAGGCUCUUUUCUCUCUGAAACCAUCAUCUAUUGGAACUUCAUGGAGCUACAGCUCAAAUGAGAUAGUUGCUGCAGCUAUGGUAGCUGCUCAUAUUUCUGAUCUGUUUAGACGCUCCAAGGCUUGCAUGCAUGCUCUUUCGGUCUUAAUACGGUGUAAGUGGGAUAAUGAAAUUUUCUCCAGAGCAUCUUCACUGUAUAACCUCAUCGAUAUUCAUAGCAAAGCUCUUGCAUCAAUUGUCGACAAGGCCGAACCAUUGGAAGCACACCUAAUACCUGUUCCUGCUCUUAAGAAAAGAAGCUCGUGCUUGAAUGGGAGAAAACAUAAUAAAUAUAGCAAUUGCAUCUGCUUAACUGCAAAACAGUCAUCGUUGCUCGAGUGCAAACACUCAACUGAUUGUAAAACUUUAACUAUGAGUGAAAAGGCUUUACCCUCAAGCGAGAUUGCACAUUGCACCAGUGGUAAAGGGAUCGCAAGUUUCCCUUUAGAUGCUUCAGAUUUGGCCAACUUUCUGACAAUGGACAGGCAUAUAGGAUUCAAUUGCAAUGCUCAAGAUCUUAUAAAGUCGGUACUCGCGGAGAAACAGGAAUUAUGUUUUUCUGUUGUCUCAUUGCUGUGGCACAAGUUAAUUGCAUCACCUGAAACGCAACCAAGUGCAGAAAGUACUUCCGCUCAGCAGGGUUGGAGACAGGUCGUUGACGCGCUAUGCAACGUUGUAUCAGCAUUGCCUGCAAAAGCUGCAGCAGCCAUUGUUCUUCAGGUCCAGGCGGACAAGGAAUUGCAACCAUGGAUUGCCAAAGAUGAUGAUCAUGGUCAGAAGAUGUGGAGGAUAAACCAACGAAUUGUGAAAUUGAUUGCAGAAGUAAUGAGGAACCAUGAUACACCAGAAUCUUUGGUAAUUCUUGCUAGCGCACCAGACCUCCUUUUACGGGCCACAGAUGGGAUGCUUGUAGAUGGAGAAGCAUGCACCUUGCCACAGCUGGAGCUCCUGGAAGUGACUGCUAGAGCUGUACAACCAGUGGUUGAGUGGGGAGAAUCUGGAUCAGCAAUUGUUGAUGGCCUGUCAAACUUGUUGAAGUGCCGCUUACCGGCCACAGUUCGUUGUAUUUCUCAUCCAAGUGCUCUCGUACGUGCUCUCAGCACAUCACUUCUCCGUGCCAUUAUGCAUACUGGUUCAAUAAAAACUAGAACUAAACGAGCAGAUGUAAAUGGUGUCCAUGGUCCUGCUUAUAAGUAUUUAAACAUUGGCACUAUUAACUGGCAAAGGGAUAUUGAAAAGUGUUUGACGUGGGAAGCUAACAGCAGAAUUGAAAAUGGAAUGUGUACACAGUUUCUUGAUAUGGCUGCUAAUGAAUUAGGGUGUGCUAUAUCCAUUUGAUCUAACAUUAUAUAAUGGGGGCAGUAUAUUAGUUUUCUUCCCAUGAUUUGCCACAUGAAAUUCACAAGAUUAGAAAGUGACUAUUUAUUGGCAUGAGGAUGGAGAAAGGAGAAUGAGCUUUUAGUUAGAGUCAGGAAAUGAGAUCAGUAUCCUUUGGCACAUCCAUGAUCAUGGAAAUAUAGGUAGUCCUUGUUGUAUUUUCUUUUCUUCUUUUGGUUCAGUUUAUGUUUGAUGUACACCUGAAUAUGAACAUGAUUGUGAAAAUAGGAUGUAUUAAUAUUCAGUGUGACCAAGACCAACAAAAAGGUGGCUCUAAGUCACCUCCUUGUAAUAAGCAUGUCUGAUUUAUUUUCA